Molecule: messenger RNA, 611 nt
Organism: Oncorhynchus tshawytscha (Chinook salmon)
Lineage: Eukaryota; Metazoa; Chordata; Actinopteri; Salmoniformes; Salmonidae
Product: ankyrin repeat and sterile alpha motif domain-containing protein 1B-like
Exons: 5
Source: RefSeq, a predicted model, not a curated record
UGUGUGAGUGUCGGCUGGGUGCCUGUCUGACCCAUGGUUUCGGUCUUCUGUCUGUCUGUUGCAGGUAUUGAUGCCAACAUCACAGACUGCCAGGGAAGGACAGCUCUGGAGAUCCUCAGAGAACACCCCGCACAGAAGUCCCAGCAAAUCACUGCACUCAUGCAAGAAUAUAUGAUGGAGGAGAUGAUGGACAAUAAGAGUGUGUUGAUGGAGGAACCUAUUUGCCAGUGUCCUGUCCCCACACCUCGCACAUCUAUCCCCUCUCCCUCCGCCUCCCCCUCCCUCAGGCACAAAAAUGAUGCUGUGACAGGGGAGCUCUCCAAGCUGCUAAAUGAGAUGAAGAUGUGUCGGGACAGAGACUACUCCUUUGAGGAGCUCUGCCAGACCAUCUCAUCCCACUCUCAUUCCAUGGAGAGCUUUGGCAGCGGUCACCUAUCAGACGAGGAGCGACGCAGUAACGGCACCCUGAGCAGAGUCAGAAAGCGGCCCCUCCCCACUUCCCCCAGCCCAGGGAGGAAGAGGAGGGAGAAGAGCUGUGGCCCUGCUGGGUUCUGGGAGGCCCUCACACCCUGCAACGGUUGUCACAACCUUGGCUUCUCAGCGUGUCACAG